Messenger RNA from Rubroshorea leprosula, 1472 nucleotides. NCBI's taxonomy places the organism in Eukaryota, Viridiplantae, Streptophyta, Magnoliopsida, Malvales, Dipterocarpaceae. The record is from the annotation of a GenBank genome assembly.
AAGAUUAUCAGAUAAUCACUAAUCCAUUCAUGUACUGUUCUGGGUUUUUUUUCCAGUAUUUAUUAGCAUCUAAUUUUGCAAGUAGCCUCUGUGUUGUUCCAAAGAAGGAAUUGGGUGAGUACUAUUAUCUUAGAGAUGAAGUUCUGCAAGAAAUACCAGGCGUACAUGAAGGGUCAGGAGAAGAAGCUACCUACACUUGGUAUCAAGAAGCUUAAGAAGAUUUUGAAGAAGUGCAAAGGAGAUUGUCAACGCGGCCGGCCUGAUGUUAAUGGGAUUCUCAACAUCCAAAAUUGCCCACAGCAAUGCCCAGGCUAUUUAUCAGCAUCUAAUUUGCAAGUAGCCUCUGUGUUGUUCCAAAGAAGGUAUUGGCUGAGUGCUAUUAUCUUAGAGAUGAAGUUCUGCAAGAAAUACCAGGAGUACAUGAAGGGUCAGGAGAAGAAGCUGCCUACGCUUGUGUGCGAUGGUACCUUCUUCCCUUCCUUGCUUGAGGAAAUGUCAGCUGUGGUAGGCUGUUUCAAUGAGCGUGCGCAGAAAUUGCUUGAUCUACAUCUUGCACCUGGCCUUAAGAGGUAUUUUUUUUGGUUUAGAUCCAAUCUGAAAAGAAACCAUGUUGCUUUGGUUGAAGAAGGGGAGGACUUGGUCACCUAUGCAUUAAUCAAUGCUAUUGCACUUCGUAAAAUACUGAAGAAAUAUGACAAGGUUCAUUACUCCAAGCAAGGGCAGGCCUUCAAGUCGCAAGUUCAGAGUAUGCACAUUGAAAUUCUUCAGUCACCAUGGCUCUGUGAACUUAUGGCUUUCCAUAUCAAUUUGAGGGAAAGUGAAGCGAAAACCAGAUCAAGGAUUGCUCCCUCUUUGUUUGAGGGUUGUUACCUUCAAUUCAACGAUGGCAAGCCUUCACUCUGUUGUGAGCUCUUUGAUUCUGUCAAGGCUGACAUUGACCUCACUUGUUCUAUAUGCUUGGAUACAGUGUUUGAUCCGGUUUCACUGACAUGUGGCCAUAUAUUCUGCUACAUGUGUGCUUGCUCAGCUGCAUCAGUGGAUAUUGUAGAUGGACUAAAAGCAGUUGAGCCUAAAGAAAAGUGUGCUCUAUGCCGAGAGACAGGAGUGCAUGAAGGUGCUGUACAUUUGGAAGAGCUUAACAUUUUAUUAAGCAGAAGAUGUCGAGAGUACUGGGAACAGAGGCGUGAGACAGAAAGACUAGAGAGGAUUAAGCAGCAUAAGGAGCACUGGGAAUCCUUGCGUCGGGCAUUCAAUGGUGUCUAGUUAUGCAGUUCUUUCUAUCUUCUAUUCUCGUACUUUGUCAGGUUAAGAGAUCCUGAGAUCCUGGAGUUUAGAUGUUUUGAUUUUCAGUUGAUUAACAAUGCUCUGUUUUGAGUCUCUAAAACUAGCUCAUGUUAAUUUCAUAAUAAAUCUUGUAAAUAUUCUUCAUGAAUACUUUUGUUGAUGUACCUUUAUAAAUUCCUUUAAUUUCA